Messenger RNA from Chondrus crispus (carragheen), 135 nucleotides. RefSeq lists its product as hypothetical. The record is from RefSeq and is a predicted model, not a curated record. Lineage: Eukaryota; Rhodophyta; Florideophyceae; Gigartinales; Gigartinaceae. The transcript has a single exon. The coding region runs from base 1 to 135 and encodes 44 amino acids.
AUGUUGCAUGGCUGGAGGCAGCGUCAUAAAAGCUGGUCCCGGUUGGGGCAACCGCCGCGGCAGCCCGGACGCAGACCACGAGCUGCUCACCGCGGCCGUCUGCGAUGCAAAGUUGUCAGUCGGGGCCGCCGAUGA